Messenger RNA from Zea mays, 1007 nucleotides. RefSeq lists its product as uncharacterized. The coding region runs from base 194 to 790 and encodes 198 amino acids. The transcript is spliced from 7 exons. Lineage: Eukaryota; Viridiplantae; Streptophyta; Magnoliopsida; Poales; Poaceae. The record is from RefSeq and is marked validated. Gene Ontology annotation, molecular function: acireductone dioxygenase [iron(II)-requiring] activity.
CGCUAAAAGGGUAUGCAUCUUAAUUGAUGAGCUGUGAGGGUGCAAUCUACAAGAGUGCGGGUUCGCGUUCAGUCCAAGCUGAACAUAAACGCAACGCAAGGCCCCUCGACGCAGAUACCGCGCUCAGGAGCAUUCGAGAAGCCGAAGAAAAUUCGAAGACGAGGACCAGCUACACUGCGGACGGACUUCGGGCAUGGAGGGCCAGUUCCAGGUUGGCAAGGAGGAGGUCAUCCAAGCAUGGUACAUGGACGACAGUGAAGAGGACCAGAGGCUUCCUCAUCAUCGUGAGCCCAAAGAAUUCAUUCCUCUCGACAAACUUUCCGAACUAGGAAUAUUAAGCUGGCGCCUAAAUGCUGAUGAUUGGGAGAAUGAUGAGAACCUCAAGAAAAUUCGUGAAGCCAGGGGUUACUCUUACAUGGACAUUUGUGAUGUGUGCCCAGAGAAGUUGCCAAAUUACGAGGCUAAGAUAAAGAAUUUCUUUGAAGAACACUUGCAUACUGAUGAAGAGAUACGAUAUUGCCUUGAGGGUAGCGGCUACUUUGAUGUGAGGGACCAAGAUGAUCAGUGGAUCCGUGUAGCGGUAAAGAAAGGGGGCAUGAUCGUUUUGCCUGCAGGAAUGUAUCAUCGCUUUACGUUGGAUAGUGACAACUACAUCAAGGCAAUGCGUCUAUUUGUGGGUGAGCCUGUCUGGACACCAUACAAUCGUCCGCAUGACCAUCUCCCGGCUAGGAAGGAGUACGUCGAGAAAAUCAUCAACCGAGGUGGAAACCAAGCCGUCGAAGCUCGUUGAGCGUGUCCACUCUACAUGUCCUCCUGCCGUCUCAGCCUCUUGUGUUUUACACCCUACAACUCCUAGUACCGCCGAAUAAGAUUUGCUAUCUGCAAUGUGCUCAUGCCACCGCUGUGUGUGCCAGUUAACAGUUUGCACGAAACCCUAGAUAUUUUGUUAUACGAAUGAAUGACAUGUGGUGUUUGAUAAAUGAUGAAACGAUGAUGGUUCAAAUCAA